This is a messenger RNA of Rotaria socialis, 501 nucleotides long. Lineage: Eukaryota; Metazoa; Rotifera; Eurotatoria; Philodinida; Philodinidae. The record is from the annotation of a GenBank genome assembly.
AUGUGCAGCUUACACGAUAUAAACUGUCAAAUGAUCAAAAUGGCAUCGAAUCAACAAGAUUAUUUUAAGCAAUUAGAAUUGCUACAAGAACAUCCUCACGAUGUUGACAAGGUUUUCGAUUGUGUUGAAUUGUCUAUGGAAAAGUCCGAUCCACUCGAAGUCCGCUAUGGCACUCUAUUAACAACAUUACAACAAGAAUAUCCAACAAUUCAAUCAGCAAAACGUUCGCGUCUACUUAGAAUGAUGCAUCGUUUUGGUGGCGAUGUUGAGCGCAUUCGAAAGAAUUUACAAGAACAUCAGGAAAAGCAAAAUGCUGGUAAACUUGAUUUGAAUGCGGUUCGACAUCCGCAUCAAGAAGAAAUCAAAGCAAAAUAUGCUAGUCAAUUAGUAGAAUUAAAAGCAGCUGGCAUCAAUACUAAUAAUCCAUGUGUUCUGCAACAACUAGAAAAAUAUCACGGUGAUACUAAUAAAAAAGAUAUCUCAUGUAAUGAACAACGAUGA